Messenger RNA from Hydatigera taeniaeformis, 573 nucleotides. The record is from the annotation of a GenBank genome assembly. Lineage: Eukaryota; Metazoa; Platyhelminthes; Cestoda; Cyclophyllidea; Taeniidae.
GCUAACGAGCCUUUAAUGUUCCUCAAUGACGGUCGUGUGGUGUAUGGGAAACUUGGAUCCACAUUUAAAUAUCAAACAGUUCUUCCAGGGUUAUAUGAUCGCGUAGUUUCUGGAAUGCACAGUGUGACAAUAAAGGAUUGGGAUUGCUCGACACCGCUUUUUGUGUGCACCAUUGAGGAAGAUAUGCCGUAUCGAAGCGUUGCAACCCUCACCGGAACCAUGAAUUACGGACUUAAGCGCGUCACCUUCUUCGGCAAGUACUCUAUCCCUAUCACAAUUCUAUUCUACACUGAUCACUAUUGGCCAGAAAUGGAUGACCACACGUUUCAGUGGCAAUACUCUCUUCCUCUCGUUACUUAUGCCAAGGACACGGAUAUUGUAACUUUGUCCGCAUACAUUCUCCAUGUUAGCGCUAUUUCUCUUCCAAACCAACCCUUCGCAUCUUUCAAAGCUAAACCCGACGUUGUAAACGACUUCAUCUCCCUACUGCCUAUGGAAGAAAUCGUAAGCUACUUCUUGGGAUCAGCCACCCGUACCAGUAUUCUGUCCUCACUUGUGUGGAUAGGUAGGUAA